CUGUCUUCUUUGGUUUUUCAUUGUUUGUCUUAGUUUUUGAGUUGACAACAUGAUUUGGAGAUAACCCUUUUGUGCAUUUGGGAGAUAUGGGUGGGAUCUGGUUGCUAAAUGCACAAGGGUUUUUUUAUAGAAUGCAGAUUGGUAUGGAAGUCAGUUUACAAUGUUUGACUUCAACUGGUUUUCUUCGAAGAAGUGAUUUUCGCACUUCCUUUUUCUCGUCUUGCACUCCUCCCUCUUGUUCUAGCCUUCGGAUUGAAUAAACAUCGAAGGAGAACCGAGGGACGAAGCAGAGUGCAGAAGAAUAAAUGAGGCUGAAUAGGCUGUACUGAUUAUGUUAAAUUGGAUACAGAGUUUCACCAUCAGGUAUGGGUUCCGGGUGUUGGUUUAAGGUAUGUUUCGGCACAAAGAAAUCAAAGGACGACAGUUCAAAACAGUUGAAGGUAUCUUCAGCUCAUGGAAAAUCAAACUCCAUAAAAUUGAAAAAGUCUACUUUUGCGAAUGGUAAAAAUCUUGGAUUGCCAAUUGAGGAUAUAGCUGCAAUUCGGAUUCAGACUGCUUUCCGUGCAUAUGUGGCUAGAAAAUCUUUACGGAGUUUGAAAGGGAUUGUAAGAUUGCAAAUAAUGACCCAAGCUUAUCCUGUUGCAAAACAAACUACAACUACAUUGAGCUAUCUUCAUUCAUGGAGCAAAAUACAGGCUGAGGUUAAAGCCCGCCGACUCUGUAUGGUAACAGAAGGACGGAUCAAGCAGAAGAAAAUAGAGAGUCAACAAAAACUUGAGGCAAAACUUCAUGACAUAGAGGCGGAGUGGUGUGGUGGUUCUGAAACAAUGGAUGAAAUUCUUGCAAGGAUAUAUCAAAGAGAAGAAGCAGCAGUUAAGCGUGAGCGGGCUAUGGCAUAUGCAUUUUCUCAUCAGUGGAGGGCCAACUGUAGUCAAAGCCAAAGCUUGGGUAAUUAUGAACUCGGUAAAGCUAAUUGGGGAUGGAGCUGGAAGGAGCGCUGGAUUGCUGCUCGCCCUUGGGAAAGCCGUGUGCAGUCACCUAGUCCAAGGAAAGUGCAGAGUAAGCAAACAAGCCCAGUUGGUAAGAACAUAAAUUCACCAACGCCAAAAGCUUCGGUUGUAGUUAAACCUCCUUCAUCAAAUGGGAAGCCAACUACAAAGGCUCGGAGAUUGUCUUACUCAGCUGUCGAAGAAAAAUCAGCGGCAACUGCUGAGAGCAUUAAAACUGAAGAAAAAAACACUCAGAAAUGAACAUUGACUUUGUUGGUUCCGAUCCAAUGGUAGAAAAGAAACUAAAUAAGAAUGUCUUCAGUAUCUUAUCGACUCAAACAGCAGACAAAUGAGGGAAGAGCCAUUUGUUUAAAUACGCGUCGUUUCUUAUUCAUGUACAUGUAGUGGUGUGGAAGUAAUGUGCUUGCGCGUGCAGUAGCGGGUUAUCGAGCAGGACCUGGAUUUAGGACUGAACCAUCCUUCUAUGAUUCUUUUUUCCCCUCUUUCUUCUUAUUAAUGUAUAUUGUGAAAGGAAAAAAGAUUAUUGUAUUUAUAUUGUAAAUACACAAAAUAUUUGUUGGAGUGGAUUAUUCUGUGCUUUUUCACACUGUAAUUAGAAGUUACUCCUGGUUGUUCUCU
Messenger RNA from Malus domestica (apple), 1628 nucleotides. RefSeq names its product protein IQ-DOMAIN 9. Gene Ontology annotation, molecular function: protein binding. The record is from RefSeq and is a predicted model, not a curated record. Lineage: Eukaryota; Viridiplantae; Streptophyta; Magnoliopsida; Rosales; Rosaceae.